Molecule: messenger RNA, 3505 nt
Organism: Sipha flava (yellow sugarcane aphid)
Lineage: Eukaryota; Metazoa; Arthropoda; Insecta; Hemiptera; Aphididae
Gene: BBS9
Product: protein PTHB1
Exons: 17
Coding region: 787-3270 (827 amino acids)
Biological process (GO): cilium assembly
Cellular component (GO): BBSome; membrane
Source: RefSeq, a predicted model, not a curated record
UGUAUUGAAACCCCUAUUAUUGUAUUUAAAGUUAAGACAAAAAUCUUAUUUUAAAUCAAAAUUAUAUACAAACACUAUGACUAUGGUAUAAUGUUUCAUCAGAGCAUUUUAUUGUGUUUUUUUGUCUUUUGUUGUUAUUGUUUGUUGCCUAGUAACUGAAUGUUUUACUGCCCAAUUUGUGUAUGGUGCUAUGCUUCUGAUUAGUAUACGUUAGUAAUGCUAAACAGCCAAAUAUUUUAUUUUAUUUACUCAUAAAAGCUGAUGCAUUUUUUUCAAAAUCAUUGGCGGUCACCUCGUGAUUUUCUCUUUUCACAUAGCUUCAAAACUGUCACGAGUCUGCGACGAUUAGCACAGUGUUUUGUAUGUACAGUAUGCACGGACAGAAAUCCAGUGAAAAUGCGUUCUACAUGUAACGGACCAAGCCAAGGGGUAUCCGACUCGGGGCCCUCGACGCCGUUUUUUUUUUUGGCUCUCCUCCGCAGAAGACCUAUAGUAAAAAAAAGUCACAGUGAUAUUGUACAUCAGAAUUGUCAUAAAGGCAUGACUAACAAUAUAAUAUUUAUGAAAACUGCACGCCAUGAAAAUAAAAGACAAGAGUCCGGUUCAGCAAUUGUCAACUGAAUGCUAACGGGUCGAUCGUUACGGACGGCUGGAAAACCCCAUACGAUAGAGGGGAGAAAAAGGAGACCAUUGUCGCUGCGGUCCUGUACCGACGUGAAAAAUCGUUCGUAAGAAGAAGAAUAAGGGAGGACGAAAAACAAAAUCCGUUCGCCUGUGCGCCCGGCCAUGUCAUUGUUCAAAGUUCGCGACUGCUGGUCCACCGAGUGCGGCCGAGGCACGGAGACGUUCGGAUGCGACGGCCUGGUGGUGGACGACCUGUUCGGCGCGGGCGAGGACAACGUCAUCCUGGGCAGCUUGGACGGUGUGCUCAGGGUGUACGGCAUGCACGCCGCGCCGACCGCGGCCGAUUUACAUUACUCGCCGUCCGAUCUGCUGGUCGAGGUGCAAACCGACAGCCCCGUGCUGCAGGUGUGCACCGGAAAGUUCGUCAGGUCGGUAGACAGUCGCGCCGAGCGGAGCAUCCGAGUUGGGUCUCGAGUACUAGGGGCUAAACGCAGUUGCUCGCCGAACAAGUACAUAGCGGUCCUUCAUCCGUUUUCAUUAGUCGUGCAUGGAGUCAACCGUAUCGCUGGAUCUACAGAUCAUGGCGAUCAGUACGUGUUGGAAACGAUGUACGAGCACAAAUUCGAGCGGAGUGCCUAUCAAGUUAUCGCGGGCCCUUUCGGUGGCGGGACGGGCAGCAGAGAUUUCUUGUGCGUGAUGUCGUUGGACGGCGCUGUUUCGGUGUACGAGCAACAGGCGUUCGGUUUUCGUACGGCCCUGCCCAAUUACUUGCACCCGUUCCCUAUGAAGUACGUUCGAUCUGCGGACGCAUUCAUUACGUUAAACGCUGACUUCUGUCUGGUCUGUUACAAGUACCAGGAGCUAGCGGACCCGAGUCAGAAACAAAAGUGUCCCGUUUGGUCGUGUACAUUGGGAGAAACGGUGUGCGAUAUUCAGACGGCAGAAAUAACACCAUCUGCGACUACAAUACACGUACUGGGCGAACGGAACUACUAUUGUUUUCAAGGCAACGGUGUGCUAUGGUUUACGAAACGGCUACAGUACACUCCUUGCUGUUUCCACCCUUAUAUUUUAGGCGAUCACUCCGAAGUUAAAACCAUGUGUAUGAUCGUAUCUGAUACCGAUACUGUUCUAAUAUACGAACAAACGAAACUUCGAUGGUCGGCUAAGCUGUUUUACCGUCCGUGUAUCAUUGCCAGAGCAUCUUUUAAAGCGUUACAAGGCUGUUUGGUACUGUUGUCGGAGACAGGCGAUUUGAGGUUUUGUUAUUUGGGCACCGAACCCAUGAUAUUUAUGGCUCCCGAAAGACCGCCCGAAGACUAUAAAGACACUAAGAACCAGCUAGUUCAGUUGAAAAAAGAACUGCAGAACAUGUCAUUACGAGACGAGGCCGAUACUCUACCGUUAUUGAAAUUGAACACUCGUAUUCUGAGCGUACGUUCAGAAGGCCCGCGGAAAUUGUGUAACGUCGAAGUAGACGUGACGCCAUCUCUAGCCAUAUCCACGGUGCAAAUUACAUUUCAAACGAUCACUCCACUUGUCAUCUUACCAAAGGUUGUACAUUUAAAAGACUUGACCGAGACCAUGACGAUCCGAGCGUUGGCGCACAGGGACGACGACGACUCUGAGUCCGUGGUUUCGUCGAUGGAGUGCACGACGUACGCGUAUUACUCAACGGCGUCGGACGAGCUGGGCGUGGUGCAGCAGAUCGUGCGGCUACCCCUUUCGCUGGCCUACGAAUCGCACCCGACGCCACCGUCGGACUUCAGUUGGUCGGCCAAGAUCGUGGUCGACGAGACCCCGGUAGCCCUGAGGACGCUGUUCAACGAGUUCGUUGAUUCAUCACCAUCGGAAUUGUGUUUUCGAGCAAUUCCGGGUUUUAAUGCGAAAUACGUCUGGGUUACCGCGGUACCUGCAAUCCGCUCUUAUGAAAUACGGUCAUCGGGUUCCGAGUAUGCGAAUGUCGUUUUCGAAGAGAUUUUGUUCAGGCAUAAGGAAUACUAUAAGAGUAAAGCAUGUACCGUGCGCUGUGAUAAAAACGAAAUUCUCGUCGCAGAAUUGUACAGGAUAAUCGAGGAACAUGUGGUGCUCAAAGAAAAGCUCCAGUUCGUAGAGGAUGAAACGUCGUUAUUAUGUUCACAAUAUCGAGUUAUACAAAAAUGCUUGUUUAACAAACUUAAAGAAAACACUGUGCAAUCAGUAUCCGGACUUAGCAUAUUGAUUGAUGAUACGCAUGAAUCAUUAAUGGAGAAAACUUCUGAAACAAAAUUAAUCCAAAAGGAAUUGAAAGUUAAAUUUUCCGAUUUAUUGUCUGUAACGAGGUUAUUGGUGAAUAUGCUCAGUUUGUGUUCUAAAAAUGAUACAAUUCUUGAAGAAUUCAAAGAAACAGUUGUAUACUCGACCGAAAACCAAAAUUGGGAAGAUAUAGUUUUACAAUCGUUGAGUUAUUUGAUCGGUAACAAAAUUACGCUGAACGUCCAUAACGAUGUACCAGCACAUCUUAUUAUGAGCUUAAAAACAUUAAUUGAUUUUGAAAUAAAACGCAUAACGACUGUCAAUGAUGAAGUACCGAAUAAAUUGAAAAUAGAAAAUUCACGAGGAGCUGUAUCGCCUAUUCCAGAGUCCGAAGAAGAUUUCUACACUUAACUAGAUCUAAAUAUAAAUAAUAUAUAAAAUAUGAAUUACGCGUCAACAAUAUUCUUAUUGCGUUAAAAAAAGAUUUAUGUCACGAAAUAACGUUGAGUGUAUGAUGAAAACGAUACGUGCUUCUGUUUUUGUAUAGUAUGCGUUUACUUAUUUUUUAUUAUUUUGUGUGAAUUAUAUUUGCGUAAUUGAGUUUUGCAUAAUUAAAAUGUAACAAGUUUUGUUGCAACGAAACGAA